AUGGCGUACAGGUUGACGGGUUCGAGGCCUCCCGCCUGGAUCAAUCGUGCGGCCAAGUUGGGGACCAUGUUCCCUUGUGUUGUCCCCCAGGGCUGGGUUGAGCCUCCGAGUGCAGAGGAUGAGGAUAUGGUCCGCGAUCGACGUGCAGUAGCGGUACCUCCUACCGAGAUUGCAUUUGAGCCGGUGGAUGACCCUUUUACGAGUCAGCGGCCGAUAGCUACGCCGAGACAUCAGCGAAGAGCCGUGUUAGGAGGAGGAGGAGGAGGAAGAGGAGGAGGAGAACGAGAACAGGCUGGUGUUGGGCUUAAUUCAUCGGAAUUCGGUGCCUCGCCUAUUACGCCGUGGGAUAUGAUGUUUACGCCGAAUACGCAGGCUAUUGAGACAACUGCGGUGGUGGGGACGCCUGUGACCGUACGACUGACGGAGUCCUUUUUGUCAAUGGCUGUGACACCUGAGCAGGAGGACGCACAGGAAGGAUCUUCAUCAGCGGCGGGAGUAUCGACAGCAUCAUUCAUCAAACGACCCUCCUGGACUGCAUUCGAGCAGGAAGAGGAGAAAGAGGGUGAAGAAGGUGAUGUCGGCGAUAACGAUGGUAUUCACCCCGGAGACAAAGUACUUGAUGACGAUGAUGUCGAGAGUUUUCUGUCCAAGCGAGAGAGUCUGAUCAGGGGCCGUCGAGCGAUUGAGAAGCAGCCGAGGCGAUUGUCUAGUCAUACGGGACCACAUGACAUGUACUAUUCCUCCUCGUCUGUGGGCAUGGCUACACCUGAGAGCUUUACGACUCCACAGUUCCGCGAACUACCACCGCUGUCGACACAAUUACCAACGCGGACACCUGGAGUUGGCCAAGGUCGAUUCAAUCCGUCGCUGAUGAGUCGUGAGGAUCCGGAUACACCGAUUGGCAGAAACAACAGAGACCAGGAUAAUGAUGAGCCGCCGAGCCUUUGGACGAAUGCUGCGCGGCGUGCGAUGCUGGACUUGAAGAAGCAUGUGUACCAGGGCGAGAGUGAUGAAGCACAAGGUAAUGCACGCGGAGAAAUGUCUCGAAGCAGCACUGUUGUUGUUGCUGAUUCAUGGGCGGAGGAGGAGACACCAAUGGGAACGAGUCGGAUAUUGCCGUCGAGUUUGAUUAGACGAUCUGAGCCGGAACGAGAUCCCUUUCUGCAGACCCCUCGACCUGAACGUGACCCGUACAACGGGGAGUCUGUGCGCGAUAAAGAGGUUCUUGACGAACGCGAAUUUCUCAGGAAUGUUGUCCUUGACGAGGCGGAUCAGGACCAGGGUUUACGGAAUGUAGCACCGGACACUGCCUUUAUCUCCGAGGAACAUGACAGCAUUGCGGAGCUAAUCUAUGAGUCCGGAGAUUUAGAGGAGGAGCGGAGGAGACGUAACGAGAUCAGGGAAGUCAUUCGUGCGAACAGGUCGUUCGAGUUGGGGUUGAAGGCCGCGCGAGAGGAGAAGGAAGCUGAGACUGCAGCCCGAGCAGCAGCAGAAGCAACAAUCGCACAGGAGCUGAUGGAUGCAAGCGCUAAAACUGCUGAGGCCGAGGUGGAGGUAGAGGUUGAAGAAGAGUCAGAGGACAAGAUUCUUAGACGAAAACUGGAUGCUGAGGUUGAGAGAGCUAUGUCGAUGUUUGAUGGUAAGCGAUUUACUGAGGGGUUCUUUGCCGACAGCGUGGCAUGA
This is a messenger RNA of Linnemannia hyalina, 1683 nucleotides long. Lineage: Eukaryota; Fungi; Mortierellomycota; Mortierellomycetes; Mortierellales; Mortierellaceae. The record is from the annotation of a GenBank genome assembly.